Gregarina niphandrodes is the source of this 870-nucleotide messenger RNA. Its product is annotated as endonuclease/exonuclease/phosphatase domain protein. The record is from RefSeq and is a predicted model, not a curated record. Bases 1 to 870 code for a protein of 289 amino acids. NCBI's taxonomy places the organism in Eukaryota, Apicomplexa, Conoidasida, Eugregarinorida, Gregarinidae. Gene Ontology annotation, cellular component: cytoplasm. The transcript has a single exon. Gene Ontology annotation, molecular function: sphingomyelin phosphodiesterase activity.
AUGGAUAAUAGCGCCGUCGUCGGUGCCCAGGAGAUGGCGGGUGGCAUAGAUCGUUUGAGUCUGGUAACAUUUAAUGCGGGCCUGUUGCAGUUCAAAUUAUUAGGAGUGAGUUGGUACAAGAACCCGCCAUUUACGAAUCGGCGUUUGCGGAAGAUACCAUUGGCGUUGCGUGGUUGUGAUGGAGAUGUACUAUGUUUGCAAGAGGUGUAUGAUAACCGGCAUGCAUGUUACAUUACCGACAGUUUAGGUUGGGUGUACCCGUACAGUGGACGUUGUACGUCGGGUGGGGUACUGGCGCUCCAUAAUGGCCUGUUAACUCUUAGCAAGUUCCCUGUCUUAGACUCCGCGUUCUAUCCCUUCCACCGCAUAACACUCGCUGAGAGUGUCUUUGGGUCUAAAGGCAUCCUCGCAUGCACCAUCGCCGUACCCAACCUCGGCACACUACGAGUCCUCAACGUACACAUGGUCUCCGGCACCGUCGACCCAGAAUCCCGAUCCCUCGAUGACAUCCGUCUCCAAGAAAUGAUACAGAUUGUCGCCUUGGCGCAACAAGCCUCCCUUCUUGGACACAUUCCCCUUAUUGUUGGCGACUUUAAUGCCGGACCCUCCGUCUGCCCUUCCUCCUAUGAACACUUAAUUGAACAAGGAUGGCAAGAUGCAUUCGCCGCUGCCAGACGUCCACCCACCUACCAAUUACCCCACCUCACCACCUCUGCCACCUCCUUCGAAAUCGGACCCAGCGCACCACCCCUCAGAGAAGACCCCGACCACUCACCCAUCCCGCCCUGCAGCGAAGCCGGAUUCAGUACACCCUCCCUCGGCUUCAUGAAACGUAACCUCAGUACGCACACGCACACACGCUCUGGGUGA